AGCAGUGUGGAUGUUUGAUACGCCAAAUCAGUAUAACAUCGGUCCUAGAAAAGUUUAAUCAACUAACGGUUGUAACUGUGAAGAGAGUGGUUAUUUUUAUUACAUGUGCCACCGACUGCAUCUCGUAUACCAUAGCAGACAUGCAUUGAAGUGCGUUUUGUUUACCGACCUGCCUCAGUUUGAUAACCACAAAAACAAAUCAUACCCACAAAUUGAGCUUAAGUACAACGAGUUGCUAUAGACUGCAGGGAAAUAGAGUGAUAAGACAAGUCAUUUUUACCUAAGCAAAGUGAUUGUGAAUCAAAAACCUUGUGCAUUAGAGGGUUCAUCAAAUGAGUAUUAGCUAUCGGUCUCACGUAGUCUUGCUCUACCGAGUAUAACAAGUCUUCGAACGAUUGACAAACGGAACGUUUCACCGCCAACAACAACAGAUGGAUCGCGUAACAGUUUUGGACGGAGGUUUUGCCACCCAGCUAUCGGUCCACGUUGGCAAACACAUCGAUGGCGAUCCACUGUGGAGUGCCCGGUUCAACGCCACCAAUCCGAACGCGGUGUUCAAAACUCACCUGGACUUCCUGGAAGCCGGUGCCGACUGCAUCAUGACCAACACAUACCAGGCUAGUAUUGAGGGAUACAUGGAGUAUCUGGAUCUGAGCGAAACCGAAAGUUUGCACUUGAUCAAGGCGACCGUCAAGUUGGCACAGAUGGCUCGCACCAAACACAUGGCGGUCAAUGAUGUGCAACAGAUUCCACUGGUGGUUGCAUCGAUAGGACCCUACGGCGCUCACUUGCACGAUGGGUCGGAGUACACGGGCGAGUACGCAGAUUACGUCUCGGGUGAUACGAUCCAGAAGUGGCACCGGCCACGGAUUGAUGCGUGCUUGGAGGCUGGGGUAGAUGUGCUGGGGAUCGAAACCAUUCCUUGUCAGAUGGAAGCCGAAGCAAUGCUCGAAAUGAUGACCGAAGAUUACCCGCAUGUGCAAUUCUGGAUCUCGUUCCAAUGCAAGGAUAACGCCCACAUUGCCCACGGUGAAAGGUUUGCCGACACUGCCAACUUCCUGUGGAACAAAGCCAAACUGCUGGGUAAUGACAACCUGUUAGCAAUCGGGGUCAACUGCGUCCACCCACAGUUCGUCACUCCGUUGUUCCGUUCGGUAAAUGAGAAGCGACCCGCCAAGGAACGGAUCCCGUUGAUCGUGUACCCGAAUUCGGGUGAGGUUUACAGUGUUGAGACGGGCUGGCAAGGCAAAGAGGACUGCGUCCCUCUGGAACACUACGUUCCCCAGUGGGUAGAGCUUGGAGCACGCUUCAUCGGAGGUUGUUGCCGGACCUAUGCACGCGACAUUGAACGAAUUAAGCAGACGGUGAAUACCCUCUGCUUGUGAUAUUACAUGACUUGAGAGGAAUUGAUUCUCGUGUUCUUCUCGCUUGUCUGUGACAAUGCGAUGCUGACAUUUCGUUUGUUUUAUUUCCGAUUAGUUACUUUGUAUGUACUCAAUAUUAGAUUCUUGUGUGUGACGAUUCCACUUAGUGUACCUUAUUUUAAAAAUAGACGUUCUUAGAUAUUACCAAAA
Armigeres subalbatus is the source of this 1574-nucleotide messenger RNA. Its product is annotated as homocysteine S-methyltransferase-like. The coding region runs from base 432 to 1385 and encodes 317 amino acids. Gene Ontology annotation, biological process: S-methylmethionine cycle. The transcript is spliced from 5 exons. Lineage: Eukaryota; Metazoa; Arthropoda; Insecta; Diptera; Culicidae. Gene Ontology annotation, molecular function: S-adenosylmethionine-homocysteine S-methyltransferase activity; zinc ion binding. The record is from RefSeq and is a predicted model, not a curated record.